GUGGAAAAGGAGGUCGUUAAGGAGGUACCCGUGGAGACAAUCCGCGAGGUCGAGAAGGAGGUGGUCAGAGAAGUCCCGGUGGAGAAGAUCGUUGAGGUGGAAAAAGAGGUCAUCAGAGAAGUUCCCGUGGAGAAGAUUGUCGAGGUAGAGGUGGUCCGCGAGGUCGAGAAGGAGGUGGUCAGGGAAGUCCCCGUGGAAAAGAUCGUUGAGGUGGAGGUGGUGCGGGAGGUGAUAAAGGAGGUUCCGGUUGAGACGAUCGUCGAAAAGAUCGUCGAACUCGAGAAGGAGGCGACCGUGACAGAGGAGGCCAAGCCUCAGACGCCUUCAGACCUCAUCACCCAGGCCCUCUCGGAAAUCAUGGAAGACCUUCGAGAAGAGGUGCAAGCCCAGUACCUUCGCGAGAAGUUGGCCAAAAACCAGGUCGACAGCAAAGUUGCAAUCCAGCAGAUGGCCAUGCGAGUCCUUGCAGACUGGACCGGGAGCAUCGCCGAGACUGAGGCUACGUUGACGGAGCGCCCCGCCGACUGGAUUGUCUCGGCCAUGGGCGAGGAGUUUGACAAGCAGACUGCCAAGGAGGAGUUGGAGGAAUUGGAGACCUUCUGA
This is a messenger RNA of Symbiodinium sp. CCMP2456, 603 nucleotides long. The record is from the annotation of a GenBank genome assembly. NCBI's taxonomy places the organism in Eukaryota, Dinophyceae, Suessiales, Symbiodiniaceae.